UCUCCCGAAUCAUUCUUUCGAGAAAUAGGGGAACCACCAAUGGAAGUCAAGAGCGACAGUCAAGCGGGUUGUAGAGUAACAGCCAUCAACAUCGUCGCCUGUACUCGUCAUCCCGCGCCGCCACGCUCAACAAUUCAUUAAAGGGAAAUCCUGCGGGAUUUUGACAGCAAGAUAAUUGAAAUCUAUGAUCAGAAGCAACCAUGCCCAAUCGUGAACCACCGGGUGACCAAGAAAGCCCUGAAACGGACACUGAAUUCGUGUUUGCUGACUGCGUGGAACUCUGUGCCUGUUGCGUCUGCACCGUCGGCAUCGUUGUCAGUUUGGCGAGCAUCAUCUACUUUCUCUGGGACUUCUUCAGGACCGGAGAACACUCCAAUGGAGCACAUAACUACACCGCGCUGCUCGCAAUGUCGCUAACAAGGUCCGUCAAUCCUUGCGACAACUUCUACCAGUUUGUGUGCGGCGGAUGGAUCAAACAUCACGGGACUGGGCAACCCUCGCUUGUAGACGAGCUCGAGAUGAGGGUCUUCAGGGACGCGGCGAAGAGACUCGACGAUGUCCCGGUCGCUUCGCGUGAUGACACAAAGAUGGCUGUCGUCAAGGCGAAGUUGCUAUUUGCGUUAUGCCGGAAUGCUCAAGGGAAGAGCCACCAGGACGGGGAGGCUCUCGGUGACUUCCUGACUACUCGCAUUAGCUUUCCAGAUGUUAGGCCUAUGGAAGCGGAUAACAUAGUUGCGCUCCUCAUCGAAUUGUCGUUAUCUUACAAGAUACACACUUUAUUUACUGCUGAACUGUUCGCGGACCAUGACAGCAACGCUCUCCCAACGGUAUCAUUAACUCCGAACAACCAACUAACAGAAUGGCUGCAGAUGAGGAACAGCUUUAGCUCGGCAAAAAAAUUGAAGGACUUCAUGCUUGCUCAUAUCAAAGUUCUGCCCAACUUCCAAAGCCAGAGCGCUGACGCUCUUCUCGAAGCUAUCGUGGAGGCGGAUGCAACAAUUAUACCUCAGCUUAUCAGUGGCUACGACGUCACUGGGGAGGUAUUCCAGAACUUGGACAAAGUUAUCCCAGGAGCUGAUGGACAAGUAUGGGUGGAUGCGGUAAACAAGCAGACAGUACCGUACUUCACUGUGAAGAUAUCCGACUACGUUAAAAUUGAGCACACACAAACGUUUAACCGCAUCGGUAAGCUGCUUGCAAACAAUAGGAAUGACCAAAAGUUGUUGCCAACCUUUAUUGGCUGGCACUUGGUUAGACAACUGGCCUCUCGCGUAUCACACGAAGUGGCGCAAAUGGAAUUCAAAAGUGCUCAAGACCACUACGACGCGUGUUUCAAAGAAACUGGCGAGCUUAUGCCCCUUGCAGCCAGUCGUCCUUUUACAACGACCUCCCCGUCAGAGUCUACAAGACAGCUAGCAGCGACCAUCAUUGAAGAUGUGCGAGGUCACAUAGCUGAGGUUUUCUUAAUGACAGCCUGGUUUGAUAAGAUCAGUCGUAAGAAGUCUAAGCUUAAGAUAUAUAACAUGCAAGUGGUUCUCGUGGAACCCGACGUUGCCAUGAAGACUACUGACCUGAAUGCCUAUUACACCAACUUCACGAUUGAGGACAGCUACUUUAAAACGUGGCUCAAGGCGAGCAGGGCCGCAGGACAGCGCAAAAUGGUGUCCUUAGAGAAAGGGGAGACCUUCAUGACGUACGAGUUUCUCCCAAUACAGGUGAACGCCUUCUACGACCGACAGUUCAACGCCUUCUUUCUGCCGAGUGGUAUCAUUCGACCUCCAUAUAUUGACGAUACCCUUCCAGCAUCUUUCAACUAUGCCGGCCUCGGUGCUGUCGUUGGUCACGAAACCAUGCACGGCUUCGACAUUAUCGGCAAAGAUCGCGACGAGUUUGGAAAGCUGGCCAGCUGGUGGAGUCCAACCGUUCUGCAAGAGUACCUCCAGAGGGUAGCAUGCCUUCAAAAAGCUUACAAAUCCGAUCCGGCUUUUAUGACAGAGAACGUGGCUGACUUUGCAUCUCUCAGAGCCAUCUACUCUGCUGCCUCGAACAGGUCCUCAGCACCGGACGACAUGCCAAAGCCUGAAGCAUUAGCAGAAUUCUCGUUGGAACAGCUAUUCUUCAUUAAUUACUGCUUCAAACUAUGUUCUCGUUCCACUGUGGCAGCGGAGGGUUAUCCAACGGACCAGGACAGAUGUAACGUGGCCUUGAGGAACUUCCGUCCAUUUGCGUCUGCCUUUCGGUGCCAGUUGUGGGACAAAAUGAAUCCGGCUAAGCGGUGUGGAUUUUGGUUACCGCCAUAACAGCAAUAGUUUUAACGAAUCUGUUGCGUACUUCUGAAAAUGUAUUGGUAAUCCGGCAAUAUCGGUACUUUCCUAUUAUGUAAUGCAUUGUUUUGUGAGAACAGGAUGGGGUUGGGGCAGGUAACAGCGGCAAGUUGU
This is a messenger RNA of Ornithodoros turicata, 2438 nucleotides long. RefSeq names its product membrane metallo-endopeptidase-like 1. Lineage: Eukaryota; Metazoa; Arthropoda; Arachnida; Ixodida; Argasidae. The coding region runs from base 201 to 2300 and encodes 699 amino acids. Gene Ontology annotation, molecular function: metalloendopeptidase activity. Gene Ontology annotation, cellular component: plasma membrane. Gene Ontology annotation, biological process: protein processing. The transcript has 3 exons. The record is from RefSeq and is a predicted model, not a curated record.